AUGGAAGAUUUGGACAGUCUAUUACCAAAGCUCACAGCAAAAGGGGCCAACGUCGUCCCAGGUGUGGUCCUAUCUGCCGUAACGAAAGAUGGCAAAUCAUUGUACUCCAAGGCCUCCGGAUAUGUCUCCCCGGACCCUUCAGCAGCUGAUAUAUCCUUCGAAAAUACCUUCAGUCUUGCGUCCUGCACCAAGUUAGUGAUAACGAUCGCCGCGUUGCAAUGCGUAGAACGAGGACAAAUCGCCCUCGAUGAUGAAGUGAUGAACUUACUCCCUGAGCUGGUGACAUUGGAAGUCAUGAGCCCCAACCAGGGGCCAGAUACGGUCGACAACCAGUUUCUCUUCCGGCCUCGAACCAACCCGAUCACUCUCCGGCACUUCUUGACGCACACGAGUGGGCUAGACUACGAUGCCAUGAACCCUAACCUGAGGAUGUGGCGAGCAUCCCGGGGUGAGCUACCUACGUGCUUCGCCGGAGGCUCGAAAGAGACACUUCUCUACUCCCUACUCCAGGAGCCUGGGGAAAGUAGUCCUACGGGACUAACGCAUAUUUUCGAACCGCUGGGCAUGACAUCGACCACGUUCCAUCUGGACGUGUGGGACAAUGUGAAGAAGCGCCUAGUAUCGAUGAGCACGCGGGACCCGGACGGCACGGUCAUUCCGACGCAGCAGAUUUUGCCAGGAAAGGUCGCGGAGGAGCUGGGGGGAGCGGGCCUCUACUCGACGGUCGGCGAUUACAAGGCGAUGCUGGUGGAUUUAAUGCAAGAGGAGCCGACGCUGUUGAAGAAGGAAACGGAUGCGGCGGAGGUCGGGUUGAAGAAGGGAACACUGUUCUGGGGCGGCGCUGGGAAUUUGUCGUGGUUUAUGAACCAGGAGCGGUGCGUUGCAGGCUUCUAUGCGAGCCAGCUCUUGACGUUCGUUCCCGACACGAUUACGGGGCAGCUCAACCUUGCCUUCCAGAGGAAGAUCUCGAAACUCAUGGGAUGA
Molecule: messenger RNA, 984 nt
Organism: Eremomyces bilateralis CBS 781.70
Lineage: Eukaryota; Fungi; Ascomycota; Dothideomycetes; Eremomycetales; Eremomycetaceae
Product: beta-lactamase/transpeptidase-like protein
Exons: 4
Coding region: 1-984 (327 amino acids)
Source: RefSeq, a predicted model, not a curated record